Chrysochloris asiatica (Cape golden mole) is the source of this 1158-nucleotide messenger RNA. Its product is annotated as CMP-N-acetylneuraminate-beta-galactosamide-alpha-2,3-sialyltransferase 2-like. The transcript is spliced from 7 exons. NCBI's taxonomy places the organism in Eukaryota, Metazoa, Chordata, Mammalia, Afrosoricida, Chrysochloridae. The record is from RefSeq and is a predicted model, not a curated record. Gene Ontology annotation, molecular function: beta-galactoside (CMP) alpha-2,3-sialyltransferase activity. The coding region runs from base 1 to 1158 and encodes 385 amino acids.
AUGAGGCGUUGGUGGCAGAUUUUUGUCCUGUGGGUCUUCUGUGUGCUCAUUCUGUGGCUAGUGGUUCCCUGCCUGGAUCUGACGCCUAAAUCAGUUCCCCAGGAAGAACUGAUGCACUUGGUAACAUGGUGUUACAGUUGUCCUUGGUUCAAAUUCAGGAAAGAUGCUUGCUCUUCUGGAACCCUCAACUGCUCCCCUUGCCACCAAAUAGCUGGAGAAUCCAACUGGUUUGAUGCAAGCUACAAGAGGACUGUGGAGUUCCUGAAGGGAGCAAAAGAGUCUGUGAGCUCAGAUGCAGUGCUCUGGUGGUUGGACCUGAGCUCAGAAAGCAAGCUUAGACACAUGUGGAGGAAACUGCUGACAGUGAUUCCCAGACAAUUGGGCAGCCAUUUUGCUCUCUACUGUAGGACUUGUGUGGUGAUGGGGAGCUCGCAGAUCGUGUGGGGCUCCAAUCACAGCAUCAGCCAAUAUGCCAGGAUGAAGCAGGCUUCUGCCCAGGGCUUUGAGAAGGAUGUGGGGAACCGAACCACGGGGUGCAUCAACUAUCCCAGGAACACUGAUCAUCAAGAUUCCCGAAGUCAGCUGUUGCUGCUGUUGCUGAAGCUGUCCGAUCUGGCAUGGCCCCCAGACACCCUGAGUGAGGAAGUGGUGGUCUGGGAACACAGAAAUUCUUGGUAUGGGGGUCUUCAGGGUAAGCAGGAGAUAGAGCUUAAGAAUAGGAAGCAGCAGGCGCCACCGACUAAGGGAGCUUCCUGCCGCACCUGUGCAGUGGUGGGGAACUCAAGGUUCCUCCAGGGCUCUGGCUAUGGCUUCAAGAUUAACCAACAUGACAUGGUCCUCAGAUUUCAGAUCGCCCAGUUCCCUGAUGGAAACAAAAACAAGAUCUUAAUGAUCAGCCUCACCUUCCUCAAGUACAUCCAAGAAAUAUGGCUGAAAAACCAGGCUAAGUCUCCAUCCUUGGGGUUCGUGGCUGUGUCCUAUGCCUUGCACACCUGUGAUCAGGUCUCCUUGUUUGGUUUCGGGACAGACAAUCUCAAAAAGUGGUCUCGUUACUGGAAUAAUACAUAUUGGUCCACGAACACCAUGAACAAUCCCCAAGUGGAGAGAAAUGUCAUCCUUCGGUUGCAUUGUGAGGGAAAGAUUGUUAUGUACACCUGA